This is a messenger RNA of Myxocyprinus asiaticus (Chinese sucker), 3037 nucleotides long. RefSeq names its product transcription factor Adf-1-like. The record is from RefSeq and is a predicted model, not a curated record. Lineage: Eukaryota; Metazoa; Chordata; Actinopteri; Cypriniformes; Catostomidae. The coding region runs from base 647 to 1441 and encodes 264 amino acids. Gene Ontology annotation, biological process: regulation of transcription by RNA polymerase II. The transcript is spliced from 2 exons. Gene Ontology annotation, cellular component: nucleus; transcription regulator complex.
GCCUCCAUUUAUCAGGGAAUGUGUACUGGAACCAAUUUGGGAAUGGCACACUCCUUUCCAGUAGUUGGCGGAAAUGCAUCAUAAGCUGGUUCGCUAACCGCCAAGAAAUGUUAAAGAAGAAGAUUCCUGACCGACUGGCCAGUGCCACUGAUAGGCCUUUUUCACAGACUGCGAUGACGCGUUUCCGCCUUAUUUAUCAGCGUAAAUCUCGCAAUUUUUUUAUAUUAUACAUUUUUUAAAAUAUUGAGUGUAAAUUUAUAACAUUAUGCUUAUUGUUAUAUUACCCUGGAAUUAGUUUAAAAAAAAUGAAUUACCACAGCUGCGAGAGGGUUUCUAUGACAGCUGCUGAGUGAGUGACAGUAAAUUUGGCAUCUUCUCCAAUUUUACUGUCUUAAUCCACCGCUUUCUAUUUAUUUAUUUUUUUCUUCUUCUGGGAAGUCAUUCAAACGUAGCAUUGUGUUUUUCUUUUGGUCUUGGAACAAAUGGGUAAGUGAAAAUAAUAUUUACUGUGAUCUCCCAUUCACCUCUGUCGAAGUAUACCCUGCAAUCGUUUACUUCCGCGUUCUAAAUAUCGGAGUGUGAAAAGGGUCUAUUGAGAGACACUUGGAGAGAGACGCACCCGAGGAGGUAAUAAACAGGUAACAACAUGAACACAUUGGAGACCAGAGUUGCUGAGCUGGUGCAAACAUAUCCGCACCUGUACGAUCGUUCGCGUAGAGACUUUAGGGAUUCAGGGAUGAGCUGGAACUCAUGGAAGGAAAUUGCAGUGAAGCUCGGCGUUGAUGACCCGAAAUUAUGCAGAGCAACAUGGAAAAACAUCCGAGACAAAUUUGGUAAAGCAAUGAAAAGGAUGAAGUGCAAGAAUGCAGAUGAGGCGUCGAGCACGAAAGUUCCCAGGCUGUUCUUGGAGAUGUCCUGGCUCAAACCUUACGUUCGGCAUCGACAAACUGUGUCCAGCAUGGCAUCUGAUAAAAAGGUUCAAACUGAUACGCCUUCAAAAGAAAUGGUGGGUGAUGUAUUAUCUUCAUGCACAGCCCCAUCAGCCUGUCCAUCCUCUGGUGCAACCAGUGACAGUGAUACAGAGGAGCAGCGCUCAAGUAUGUUUUUGGAUGGCUUUGGAGAGGUACUGGAGAGAUCAAGCACAGCACGCAAAGCUGCUAGAAGUUACGAAAUUAUGUCAACACUGUCCUCAACCCCUGAACCACCCAACAGAAGGAAAAGGAAAAGGGACAACGCAGACGAAACAGACAUUAAGCAAGUACUCGCUUUCCUGGAGAAGGAUAAAUCUGACAGUUUUGAUAGGCACGCUCAGAUUGUUGCUGAUUUUAUGCGCAAACUGCCACCAAGGCACUGUGCCGUCUUUAAAAAACGUCUACAGGACGUGAUGUUCGACAUUGAGAUGCAGGUGCUGGAAGAACAGGGCAUUAAAACGACACAGUAGUGACUGUUCAUUUUAUGUGUUGUUUCUCAGACUAAAAUGUUCUAUUUUUUCAGCCUUUCUGUACUUUGUCUUUUUAAACAAGCUCCUUGUUGUGACAAUCUGUUGUUGUAAAUAUGUAAAUAAGCUUAUCUGAAGUUAAAUACUCUAAAUAAACAAAUCAUACAAUAACUAAAAAUUAAAGGUGCGCUCAGUAAUUUUUCCCCAUUAAAAAGUUUUACUCCUAAAGAAACUAUUUGUAAUUUUGAAACAAAAUCAUGAGCACUCGCUGGAGAUGAGGACUCUAGUCAUAUCAGUAACCUUAUGAAUGAUGUUUUAUUCUACAUGGGGCAGGGGCACCUUCAUGGAGGCUGCCAUUUUAGAUUCACAUGACCACCUGGGGCCGGUUGCACCAGCUAUAUGUAAGUUACAGCUUAGCCUAGUUGUGGCAUAAAUGGGCACUAAGUCACAAUUUACGCACUGCUAAAUAUUUGAGCGUUGCACAAUUAAACUUAGGUAGAACGUAAACCUACGUAUAAACUAAAUAUUUACGGAAGACUCCAGGAGUAACAGUUGGAAUAAAAAAAAAGCAGACUGAUAUUUUAUGACAUCAAUGAGCUCGUGACAGGCAUCAAUCAUUUCGACAUACAGUCCAAUGUAUGAUAUUUACACUAGUUUACAUUUAUGAGAAAGAGAAUAAAACUUACUUUUAAGCAGCUCUUCAGCAUGAAACCGAUCUAACGGUGCAGUUUUCAGGGAGCAUCACCCAGUGUCAAGUUUCAACACAUUUAAAAUAUAUAUUGGAUAUUAAAAUGAAUAAAUGUCUAUUUUUCCAGCCUGUUGUAUUAGUAUUUAUUUAUCACCCCUCAUUUAUUUUAGAAACACUUAUUAAAUAUUUUUAUUUACUAUAGGGCAAAUAUACUAUUUAUCAAAUCUACUUUUAUUACGUAUCGUAUUUCAGUGGGGAUAUAAUUUAUUACAGCUGACAGUUACGUGAGUAAACAAGGUUUGAACAUCAACCGUAACAAGAUCAAAUUGAAGUUCGCGGCUUUUUAACACUUCUAUGUACAAAUUUGAAGGCUGCUUAUUGGAUAGAUACAGGUAUGCGACUACGCAUUACUUUACGGAGAGCUUACGACCUACUAGUUAAGUCUUGCAUUAAGAACAGGUGGUGCAACCAAAAUAAGCACUGACUUACAAACCAACUAGUAGUUACUAAGCCCGUAGUGUGAACUUCUCAACAUAAGUGAGACCUUACGGACAGCUGGUGCAACCCUACCCUGAAUACUACUCGCUUAAUCUCAGUAAAUGUCUUGUUAUUGGACACUUUCACUCUUGGAUUAAAUGAAUCAUGGCUCAUUGUGAAUAGUGAAUCUCUACAAUGGCAUCUGUAACUGAAAACUAUUGAUUUUGAAUGAUGCUGCAUCCGCACCACUAGGUGUCACUGUAAGUCCAAGAAGACACGGACAAAAAGUUAGCCAAAAACAGAGACAAUAAAUGACUGCCAACUAAAGCCUUAACUUAUGAAAGUGCAUAAAAAUAAAAGUCAAAGAAAAAUUCAAACAUUUUCUAAGACCAUGCCAUGAGAUGUUUUAUAAUAAAUCUACACAAGGAACCAAA